Punctularia strigosozonata HHB-11173 SS5 is the source of this 1010-nucleotide messenger RNA. Its product is annotated as acyl-CoA N-acyltransferase. NCBI's taxonomy places the organism in Eukaryota, Fungi, Basidiomycota, Agaricomycetes, Corticiales, Punctulariaceae. Bases 16 to 603 code for a protein of 195 amino acids. Gene Ontology annotation, molecular function: acyltransferase activity, transferring groups other than amino-acyl groups. The transcript has 5 exons. The record is from RefSeq and is a predicted model, not a curated record.
GCUUCGAUCUCAAUAAUGGUACAGGGCGUACCUCCCGCGCACGAACUCAUCGUUGUGCCAUCCGAGGGCGAGGAGCGCGAACGCCUCCGGCAACAGUGCUACGACGUCCGCAUCGCCGUAUUCAUCGAUGAGCAAGGUUUUUCCAUAGACGACGAGAUCGACAAAUACGACGAAACGGGCACUCACAUCCUCCUCCGGCUCACCGCGCCGGGGGACCUCAACCUUAAACCCGUCGGGACGAUACGCUGCGUCCGGCUCCCGGAUCACGACCACCGCUCCGGCGGGGACUACUACUGGAAGCUGAGCAGGCUCGCGCUUCUGAAAGAAUGCCGCAAGUGGGGCUGGGGCGCCGAGCUCGUGAACGCGCUGCACGACCACGUCCGCGCCGACGCGCGCGCGCUCGCGUCCGGCUCCGGUCACGCCAUGAGCCAAGCCACGGUCGUCUGCCACUCGCAGAUCCCCGUCAAACGGUUCUACGAGAGGUUCGGUUACAAACCAGAGGGUGACGAAUUCGACGAGGACGGCGCACCGCAUCAGCGCAUGGUCCUGCGUUUGGACCUGACGGACCCGCUUAGCGGCACGCCACCGGCCUCUAGCUCAUAAAGAUCCAGGGUGGUUUCAUGCGCAUGGACGGAUACACGGCGGUCUCGGACAGGCGAUCCUACCGGAACACCCAAUCUUCACGGCAUAAUUAACGAGCCCACUGUCGAGAUAAGGUUGGAUACCGUAUGCGAACGGUCCGAUCUUGGCGCGCCCAAAUCGUAUAUAGCACCGGAUCGUAAUGUUGGUUCCGCAAACAUACUACAUGCGAUCACCAUGCUAGAUUAGGACUGAGUAAAGUGAAACAAGUACGCAUGUCAAAUGGGCACCGCAGAUUGCUGGGCCAGGCAUAUCUGUCCAUUGGCCUAGACGAGGAGAGGUACUAUACAUUUCCACAUAUACAAGGGGGUGUGGUGACGUGUGAACACGAGCGUCUAUGCCAAUUCCACGAUAGAGAUACAUUCGGUAUA